Molecule: messenger RNA, 4061 nt
Organism: Myripristis murdjan (pinecone soldierfish)
Lineage: Eukaryota; Metazoa; Chordata; Actinopteri; Holocentriformes; Holocentridae
Gene: dhx37
Product: DEAH (Asp-Glu-Ala-His) box polypeptide 37
Exons: 27
Coding region: 239-3703 (1154 amino acids)
Biological process (GO): maturation of SSU-rRNA from tricistronic rRNA transcript (SSU-rRNA, 5.8S rRNA, LSU-rRNA)
Cellular component (GO): intracellular anatomical structure; nucleolus
Molecular function (GO): RNA binding; ATP hydrolysis activity; helicase activity
Source: RefSeq, a predicted model, not a curated record
CGGACUGGUUUACGGAAUGGACUAAGAUCUGUUUACACGUGAGGUGUGCGCAGGGCUGGACGUGUAAACGUAAAGUCUGUAAACUGUGAAUGCAGUGUGUGACCUGAUAAAAUAAACGGUCAGUAUGUUAUGAAUAUUUAGGAAAAAAGUAGUCGACUAUUUAAGCCACACACGCCAAUGCGAUUUACUGGAGAGUGAACUCUCCGUUAGCUACUAAAAGAAGCUCCUUCACUCAGCUAUGGGGAGAUUAAGGAAGAAACACAACUGGAAGGGGAGGCAGCAAAGUGAAGAUCAACAACCAGCAGAGAAUAAGGAGGCAGAUGUUGUGGUGGAACUGCAAGAUGGAGGCCGACUGAAGGGCGUGGAUGAGAGCAACGCCCUGGUCCUCCCGGCCAACAGAGACAAGAAGAAGAAAGCCACGGAGAAACCUGCGGCGAGGAAAGCUCCUCUCACCAGGAAGCAGAGGAAGCAGCUGCAGAAGGUCCUCGAGCUCAAGCAGAAGAAGGCUCAGAGAGCGGACAUAUUGUCCAAGCUGGCUGAGGUGCAGCUUCCAGAGUCUGAGCUGAAGUUGCUGUACACCACCUCCAAACUGGGCACAGGAGACAAGCUUUACCACAGUAAACAGACUUCAGAUGAGCUCGAGGAUGGAGGCUCAGGCCCAAAGAUCAGCAGCCUGAGUGGAGCCAACAGGAAGAGGAAAUGGCAAGAAGAGGAGGAAGAGGAAGCAGAGGAACAAAAGGAAGAGGAAAGUAGUGAUCUGGACACCUCUGAGGAUGAUGAUGAUGAUGAGGAGGAUGAUCAAGGGGAUGAGAGUUCUAAGGAAAGCAGCUCUUCCUGUCUGGAGUCAAAGGGCAAACAGGAAGAAAAAGGAGAGCAGACGACGGUGAAAGUUGAACCGAGUGAGAAGAUUUCAGAUCAGAAGAAGGUCCCCGUCAAAAAGCCCUCACAGCCUGCUGUCUUCAUCCCGGUCGACAGACUGCCUGAAAUACAGGAAGCUCGGUUGAAGCUGCCGGUGCUCGCGGAGGAGCAGGUGAUCAUGGAGGCGGUGAGGGAGAAUCCCUGUGUCGUCCUCUGCGGAGAGACAGGCAGUGGGAAGACCACGCAGGUGCCUCAGUUCUUGUAUGAAGCCGGUUACGCCAGCGGCAGUGGAAUAAUCGGCGUCACUGAGCCGAGGAGAGUGGCAGCCGUCAGCAUGUCUCACAGAGUGGCCAAGGAGAUGAACCUGCCUACACAGGUGGUGUCAUACCAGAUUCGUUAUGAAGGGAACGUGACCAGUGACACCAAGAUCAAAUUCAUGACAGAUGGAGUUCUGCUGAAGGAGAUUCAGACGGAUUUCCUGCUCCAGAAAUACAGCGUGAUCAUCAUAGAUGAGGCUCAUGAAAGGAGCGUGUACACAGACAUCCUGAUUGGCCUGCUGUCUCGCAUCGUCCCGCUCAGAAACAAGAAAGGUCUGCCCAUGAAGCUGCUGGUCAUGUCAGCGACUCUGCGGGUGGAGGACUUCACAGAAAACAGGAAGCUGUUUCCGUCCCCCCCGCCCGCCAUCAAGGUGGACGCCCGCCAGUUCCCUGUCACCAUCCACUUCAACAAACGCACCCCGCUGGAGGAUUACACUGGAGAGGCCUUCCACAAGACCUGCAAGAUCCACCGCAUGCUGCCCCCAGGUGGUAUCCUGGUGUUUCUCACUGGCCAGGCGGAGGUUCACAGCGUAUGUAGGAGACUAAGGAAAGCUUUCCCCUUCAGGAAGGGGAACACAACCGCUGGUGAGGAUGAGGAGGUGGACACCUCAGAAGCAACGAGGAAGUUUAAAAAAUCCAAACAGAAGAAGACUGUGUCUCUGCCUCGCAUCGACCUGGAUAACUACUCCGCCUUACCGGUGGAUGAGGGCGACGAGGACAGACAGGCUGGGAUAGGAGAGGAGGAGGAGGAUGAGGGCUCUGACCUGGACCUGGGAGAUGAUCCUGGGGACACAGAGGAGAAAGCAGACCCAUCCAUUCCUCUGUAUGUCCUCCCGCUUUACUCGCUCCUGGCCCCAGAGCAGCAGGCCAAGGUGUUCAGGCCCCCUCCACCUGGCACUCGUCUCUGUGUGGUGGCAACCAACGUGGCAGAGACGUCUCUGACCAUCCCCGGGAUCAAGUACGUCGUCGACUGCGGUCGGGUCAAGAAACGUUACUACGACCGCGUGACCGGGGUGUCCUCCUUCAAGGUGUCAUGGACCUCUCAGGCCUCGGCCAAUCAGAGGGCCGGUAGAGCCGGACGAACAGAGCCGGGACACUGCUAUAGGUUAUACUCAUCUGCCGUGUUCGGGGACUUCAGUCAGUUCUCAGAGGCAGAGAUCACCCGCAGGCCUGUGGAAGACCUGGUGCUGCAGAUGAAGGACCUCAACAUAGACAAGGUGGUGAAUUUCCCUUUUCCCACAUCUCCCUGUGCUGAGGCUCUUGUUGCUGCAGAACAGCUGCUCAUCUCCCUGGGAGCCCUGAAGGAGCCGCCUCACACUGGAAGGGUAAAAGACUUGGAGCGUGCAAAGCUGAGCUCUCCCAUCACCCCACUGGGCAGGGCAAUGGCUUCAUUCCCUGUGGCACCACGUUAUGCCAAAAUGCUGGCGCUAGGGAAGCAGCAGGAUUGCCUGCCCUACGUCAUCGCCGUGGUGGCAGCCAUGACAGUGCGGGAAAUCUUUGAGGAACUUGACAGGCCGGCAGGUAGUGAGGACGAGAGCUCCAAGCUGGCUCAACGUCGGGCUCGGCUGACCCAGAUGAGGAGGCUCUGGGCUGGGCAAGGAGCCUCACUCCUGCUGGGCGACCUCAUGGUCAUGCUGGGUGCUGUGGGGGCUUGUGAGUUUGCUGGUUGUACCCCUAAGUUUUGUGAGGAGAAUGGCCUUAGGUAUAAAGCCAUGGUGGAGAUCAGACGGCUUCGCGGACAGCUUACCAAUGCAGUGAAUGCUGUGUGUCCGGAGGUGGGAGUAUUUGUGGAUCCCAAGAUGACUCCGCCAACAGAAAGCCAGGUGGUCUGCUUGCGGCAGAUUGUGCUUGCAGGACUGGGAGACCAUCUUGCACGGCGAGUGCAGGAAGAAGAAAUAUUAGACCCAAAAUGGAAAAAUGGAUACAAGACUCCUCUUUUAGAUGAGCCAGUAUUUAUUCAUCCCACCUCUGCGCUGUUCAAAACCCUGCCUCAGUUUGUUGUGUACCAGGAAGUCAUGGAGACCACCAAGAUGUACAUGAGAGGUGUGUCAGCAGUUGAUGCAGAGUGGGUCCCCCAGCUUCUGCCCCAGUACUGCCAUUUUGGCUCUCCCCUGGAGACCCCGUCACCCUGGUUCUGCUCGUCAACGGGCACAGUCAAAUGUCAAUGUUCAAGCACCUUCUUCCGUGUGGGCUGGCAGAUGCCUGCAGUGGACAUGGACUAUCCACACGGCCUCGAACGCUACAAACUUUUUGCCAAGUUCCUGCUCGAGGGGAAGGUAUGCCCUAAACUGAUGAAACACACCAAACACCUUCUGUCAAACCCCUCCAUCAUGCUGAAGACCUGGGCAAAGCUGCAGCCCAGGACUGAGACUCUGCUGGGAGCGCUGGUGUCAGAGAAAGUCGACUGCAGAGACGCCCUUCUCACUGUCUGGAAGAACAAAGAAAACAAAUUUCUGCUGUCUGCAUACUGCCAGUGGCUACCUGAGGCAGUGCACCAAGAAGUGGCCAAAAGCUGGCCUCCUAUAUGAGGGAUUGUGACCACAACCUUGCAUCACAGAAGAAAUAAUGAAGCAUUGCAGAAACUUGGACCAGAGCUACAGUACUUUGACCUACAGAUCACCUGAACUCCAGUAUCAAAAGGAUUCAAUAUCAUUCUGACUACUUUUUAAUAUUCUCUAAAAGUGCAACUGUCACCACAAAACAUGACCUUUUCCUAUUUUGUAUUUUAUAUCUAUGAAUUGUACAGUUUUGUCUGGCAUAAAAGUUUCCACUAGAGCUCUGUAAUGACUUUUUACCUUGUUACUGUUGUCAUGAAUAUGUGUCAGAUUUGGUCUUCAUAAGACUCAUUAAACAAAUGGCUCUCAAUGAGCUGUGUGUUUACUUUUU